AAAGGCUUAGCCCCGCCUACAUUUGAGGGCCGAGACGACAAGACAGGGCCGGACCGGAGGAGUCUCCUCUGCUAGGGAUGAGCGAGGUGAAGUGGACUGCGGAGUUGGAAGUCGCUCUCUUUCACUCCAUGCACGGGCACAAGCCUGUGGGACUGAACAAGCACUUCCACAUGGCGUGCAUACAGUGGCGUCUGCAGAGACUCCACAGUAUUUCCCUGACUACAGAGCAGAUCUGGGAACACCUCCACAGUCUUUAUGACCUCAAGACUUUGGUCAGUCAUGACAGUCACUUCACUCCCAACACCCACCACACCCCCUCCCCUCAGGAUAGCUUUGAAAAGUUUCCAUUUCCCAAUGAUGAGAGAGAGUUCCACCUCCCAGACUCUAUACUGCAAGGGUCACUAGAACCAGAGGCCUACCUUCCUCUCUCCACCUCUCCCUCCCCUACUCCCUCCCCUCUCCCUCGCCCGCAGCACUCCAAGAGAAAGAGACUGUGACCUUAACACUCUUUCCAGUCGUUGAUUGUGUACUUCAUUCAUUGUGUGUGAAGAGAUUGUGAGGUGUGUGAGAUGAUGAAUGAGAGGGUGAGGGUGAGAGGGCAUGGGGAGGAGGAAGAGGAGUACCCAUCUCCAGAGACUGUUGUCCAGCUCUAAAGAACAAGAAAUAACCAUAAAUAUCAGCAUACACGGCAGGAUUUGUUGCCUCAAACAACAAAAGUGUCAUGCUACUUCAAUGCAUUGCAUCACAAAGCUUCUGUGACUUGUUGCAUGGAGCAUUGUACCAUUAUAUUGAAACUGCAUGUAGAGUACAUAGUGCAGUGCAGGAAGAUCUUACCUGGUG
Messenger RNA from Geodia barretti, 840 nucleotides. The record is from the annotation of a GenBank genome assembly. Lineage: Eukaryota; Metazoa; Porifera; Demospongiae; Tetractinellida; Geodiidae.